GCAGCUAAAUUCACAAGCCACCAACCAACCAACUUGCUCCAAAACCUCUUAUCUCUCUCUCUCUCUCUACCGAUAAAAGAUGGCAAGUACUAAUCAUGAAACCGCUCAAGCCACGCCUGCCUCCGUGGACAUAGCCAAUCCGGAAGAGCUAAAGAAAGUUUUCGACCAGUUUGAUUCCAACGGCGACGGUAAGAUCUCUGUGGGUGAGCUCGGAGGGGUUUUCAAGGCCAUGGGGACUUCAUACACGGAGAGUGAACUCAACCGCGCGCUGGAAGAUGUCGACACCGAUCGCGACGGCUUCAUCAACGUGGACGAGUUCUCUGCUCUCUGCCGCUCGUCUUCCACCGCGUCCGAGAUCCGCGACGCCUUCGACCUCUACGACCAGGACAAAAACGGACUCAUCUCCGCCUCUGAGCUCCACCAGGUCCUUAACCGCCUAGGGAUGUCUUGCUCCGUGGAAGAGUGCACUCGGAUGAUCGGCCCUGUGGAUGCCGACGGCGAUGGGAAUGUUAAUUUCGAAGAGUUUCAAAAGAUUAUGACGUCAUCCUCACUCACCAACAGCAACAACGGAUCCGCUGCUUCGGCAGCUGCAGCAAACGGAAGUUCAACCUAGUUUAUGUUUUAGAUACGUUCGAUUUGUGUAUCUGGAUUCUCUCGACAACUGGAUGUACUUGGGAGUAGUUACUAUGCUUGUACUUUUGAAAAUGUAAUAAAGUCUUAUCUCUUCGUAAGAUGAUGUUUUUGAAAACAUCGGCCUCUUAAGGCCCAAAUAGCCA
Molecule: messenger RNA, 776 nt
Organism: Brassica oleracea var. oleracea
Lineage: Eukaryota; Viridiplantae; Streptophyta; Magnoliopsida; Brassicales; Brassicaceae
Product: probable calcium-binding protein CML27
Exons: 1
Coding region: 80-613 (177 amino acids)
Molecular function (GO): calcium ion binding
Source: RefSeq, a predicted model, not a curated record